This is a messenger RNA of Zophobas morio, 1981 nucleotides long. RefSeq names its product GMP synthase [glutamine-hydrolyzing]-like. Lineage: Eukaryota; Metazoa; Arthropoda; Insecta; Coleoptera; Tenebrionidae. Gene Ontology annotation, cellular component: cytosol. The transcript has 15 exons. The record is from RefSeq and is a predicted model, not a curated record. Gene Ontology annotation, biological process: GMP biosynthetic process. Gene Ontology annotation, molecular function: GMP synthase activity; GMP synthase (glutamine-hydrolyzing) activity; ATP binding. Bases 1 to 1944 code for a protein of 647 amino acids.
AUGGCAAUUAAAAAUUCUUUAACUGACACCGGUUUAGUAGCUAUACUCGAUGCGGGGUCUCAAUAUUCUAAGAUUAUUGAUAAAAAAAUACGUGAAAUAAAAGUUCGCAGUGAAAUUAUUCCUCUUUCCACUCCUCUAGAAGAAAUUAAAGAUAAAUAUUGUGCUAUUAUUAUUUCUGGAGGCCCUGGUAGCGUCUACGAGAAGGAUUCUCCAAGAUGUGACGAAAGAAUAUUAAAAAGCAAAAUCCCAAUUUUUGGUAUUUGUUAUGGAAUGCAACUGAUCAAUCUUUAUUUUGGGGGUACCGUGGAACGACAUAACAUUCGCGAAGAUGGGCAACAGUACAUAACGGUAGAUCCACAAUCCCUGCUUUUUACAGGCCUUCAUAGCCAACAAGAAGUUUUGUUAACCCACGGUGACUCUAUUGGAGUAGUAGCUCCAACUUUUAAAAGUAUUGCCACCUCUGACCACUUUAUUGCAGCCAUUGAAAAUACUGACCACAAAAUUUUUGGUGUUCAAUUUCAUCCUGAAGUUGAUUUAACCACUAACGGUUCACAGAUGUUUUACAAUUUUCUUAUUAAGAUUUCUAACUGUCCAGCGAACUAUACGAUUGAGUCAAGAGAAGAGAUCUGUAUUGCUGAAAUAAGAAAAACAGUAGGCAAUAAAAAAGUUUUGGUUCUUGUGAGUGGGGGGGUGGAUUCGUCAGUCUGCGCUGCUUUGCUUUAUAAAGCGUUAGGGCCUCAGCAAAUCUGCGCGCUUCAUAUUAAUAAUGGAUUCAUGCGCCUGAAUGAAAGCAAGUUAGUUGAGGAAUCCUUAGCCCAUAUUGGUCUUAACUUGAGAGUCGUCGACGCUUCAGACAAGUUUUUCAACGGAAGAACUUUCAUAAAAAACGGGGAGUACCAAUAUGAAACGCCCAAACUGUGUGAACUUUAUGAUCCAGAAGAAAAGAGAAAAGUUAUCGGCGAUACAUUUAUGAUUGUGGCUCAGAACGCUCUUGAAGAAUACAAUAUUCUUGCGGAUGAAGUUUUUCUUGCUCAAGGAACGUUACGCACUGACCUUAUUGAAAGCGCGUCAAUUACUUUGAGCCAGCACGCCACUAAAGUGAAGACGCAUCACAAUGAUUCGGAUCUGGUUCGAAUUUUGAGAUCGCGGGGCAGCACCAUAGAGCCCCUGAAGGACUACCAUAAGGACGAAGUGAAACAACUUGGUCUUGAAUUGGGACUGCCGGAACCACUUCUCCAAAGGCAUCCGUUUCCUGGCCCUGGAUUGGCUGUUCGGAUAAUUUGCUGUGAUGAGCCUCUUAUAACUGAAGUUUUUGAGAGGACCAACCAGCUACUUUGCGAUUUCGUUAGAGAACACUCUACUCGUUUAUUAGCAAGCCAGCAGCUAAUCUCUUCUACUCUACUUCCUAUUAAAAGUGUGGGGGUGCAAGGCGACAACCGAACUUACAGUUAUGUAGCUGCUCUCUCAUGUGAGAUCCCAAAUUGGCCCUUUCUUUUUGAACUAGCGAAACUCAUUCCUAAAAUUUGUCAUAAUAUCAAUCGCGUAGUGUUUGUUUUCCGUGAGGGCGUCAAGAAAACUAUUAAUUCUGUUACUCCCACGACACUUACGCCUUCGGUUGUAGCUCAACUUCGCGAGGCGGAUGCCGUGGUGACGGAAAUUCUUUAUAAUCAUAAACUUCUUACAACACUUAGCCAGGUUCCAGUAAUUCUGGUUCCUAUAGACUUCGAUGAAGGCCACCAAGCAAAACCCACUGUGAAGCGGAGCGUUGUGAUUCGUACUUUUAUCACGAAAGACUUUAUGACUGGUGUCCCUGCAGUCCCUGGAAAACAUUUGCCAGAAAGUUCGCUUGAGGAGAUGAUUAACAAAAUUUCUAAACAGGACGGUAUCUCUCGCGUGCUUUACGAUUUAACUGCAAAACCCCCAGGGACGACAGAAUGGGAAUAACUGCCUCGGACUGUUGUUUGUUAGUUCUCAAACAAGU